AUGUCCGAUAACAAUAAUUACACAUGGCGCGAUCACUCGCGCCUCUUCCUCGCCUGCGGGAUUGUGAUUCUAAGUCCGUUUCAGUAUGGGUUUGACUUUGGCAUGAUUGGAGGUCUUCAGGCUAUGAAAGGCUUCCUCCAGAUCUUCGGCUACCGCACCGACAAAACGCCCACAGGCUGGAACAUCUCCCCAGAGCGCCAACAACUAAUAUCCUCCCUCAUGACCCUAGGCGCCUUCCUCAGCUCUGCCACCGCUGGUGUACCGUCGACGCGUUUCGGAAGAAGGACAUGUCUAGCAGCAGCCUGUAUAACAUGUUUCAUUGCGAACAUCUUAAUGAUGGCAACAGAACACAUCGCAGCCUUAUACACCGGCCGCCUAGUCAUCGGUCUCGCAAACGGCUAUUUCAUGACAUUCUCCCAACUCUACCUCCAAGAAAGCAGUACCGCCGAGCUGCGCGGUAUAUUUCUCACCGGCUUCAACUUCUUCGUUUCGUUCGGCACACUCAUCGGGACAAUAGUUGACUGGGCGACUGCGAAAAGACCGGAUAAGAGUGCGUAUUUGAUUCCGCUGGGGUUGAUAUAUGUGUUCCCGCUCAUCAUCUUGUGUACGAUUUGGUGGGUGCCGGAGAGUCCGCGGUGGCUUAUUUUGCAAGGGAGGUUUGAAGAGGGGGUUAAGGCGCUGCAGUGGUUGAGACCGCAACGGCAUGAUUCGCGUGCUGAGGCCGAGGCGAUAAGGGCGGCGAUUGAGAAGGAGAAGGAGUCGAGUUCGGGGGUGGGAUGGUGUGAUAUGUUUUCGAAUAAGGUGGAUAGACGGAGGACUUUGUUGGCUGUGGGCGCGGUGCUGUUGCAGGCGGCGAGUGGGUCGAUGUUUAUUAUUGCGUACAAAGCAUACUUCCUUCAAAUGGCAAAAGUACAAGACCCCUUCGCAAUGUCAAACAUUCUCUCCGCCAUCAGCAUAAUCGCCUUCAUCGCAAACUCCUGUAUCGUCGUACGUUACGGUAACAGGCGUGUACUGCUCAUGACGGGUCUGCUCUUCUGUGGCGUAUUGCAACUCAUCAUCGCGCUUGUGUAUCACAAGGCGCCGGAUGCGAAGGCUACGGGCAAAGUUACUGUUGGGCUUACGGGGAUUUAUAUGUUUAGUUACAACGGCAUGAUAUCAACCUACGCCUGGCUCUCCGGCGGCGAACUCCCCACCCAGCGCCUCCGCAGCCAUACCUUCGGUCUGGCCGCUUCCGCCGGUUUCGUAGGCGCGUGGCUAACGACGUUUACGGCACCUUACUUUAUUAACCCCCAGGCGAUGGACUGGGGUCCUAGAUACGGCUUCAUUUGGGCACCAUCGUGUGCGGUUGCUGCGGCUUGGGUCUUCUUCUUCUUGCCUGAGGUCAAGAAUAGGACGCUGGAGGAAAUUGAUGAGAUGUUUGCGGCAGGGUUAGGGGCAAGGAGGUUCAACGGGUAUAAGUGUAUCGGUGUUGGUGGUGAGGAGGAGGGUAAGGGCAAGGAGAGGACUAGUGUUGAGAAGGAGAAAGAGGUUGUGGUACUUAUGAAUGAGCAUGUUGCUGCUGAGACUACGGUGUCGAGAGAUUAG
This is a messenger RNA of Pyrenophora tritici-repentis Pt-1C-BFP, 1584 nucleotides long. RefSeq names its product AraJ, Arabinose efflux permease. Gene Ontology annotation, cellular component: membrane. The record is from RefSeq and is a predicted model, not a curated record. Gene Ontology annotation, molecular function: carbohydrate:proton symporter activity. Gene Ontology annotation, biological process: carbohydrate transport; transmembrane transport. Lineage: Eukaryota; Fungi; Ascomycota; Dothideomycetes; Pleosporales; Pleosporaceae.